AUGAAGCUCGACAAGGAGUUCAGUGUCAACACACUGGCGUUAGACAGGAAGCAGCAAGAUGUGUACAAUCGCAACCCACAUUUACGAGAAAUUUUCAUCAAUCGCAAACGGUUUCUCGUUUACACCAAGGAUUUCGUGAAAGAACAGCGUUUUCUUAAACUGUUCCCCCGUGGAACAGAUCUCCGUAUAUCACCAUCACGAAAUGUCACGACUGAGCACUGGGGAGAAAGGAAAGCAAUGUUAACAGAAAUUGAGUUUUUGACGAAUUAUGCUAAGCAGGGGACCUUUUCGGUGAUCUAUGUUGGUGCUGCGCCUGGUUCACAUAUAAAUUUUCUGAGUACAUUGUUUCCGCAGCUUGACUUCAUUCUCAUUGAUACAAAAGAGUUUGUUGCAAAAGAAACGGAAAAAAUUCAUAUUUGUUCAGAAAAUUUUACGAAUGAGCUGGCAAAAAAAUAUUCCAGAAAUGGACGCGAUUUACUGUUCAUUUGUGAUAUACAUACAUUUGGCCCGCACCACGACUUAGACGAUUACAUGGUACAAGAUAUGUACGAUCAAAUGGUGUGGUAUUCAACACUGAAGCCCCAAGCUUCUCUAUUGAGAUUUCGUAUUUUGCGUGCAGAGACAUACGAAUACUUAAAAGGUGAUCUUAUAUUAGAACCGUGGGCAUCGAGACGAAACACCGAAUGCCGCUUGGUCGUUGUCAAAGAUGCACCUAAGACUGAUUAUAAUAAUAGGGCUAUUGAAGCAGCCUUGGCUUAUUUUCAUGAUACGACGAGAACGAUGUUUUAUGAGCAUGAUUUAAACGAUUCGGAAGCCGAAGGACUAGAUCACUGCUACGAUUGUCGAGCCGAAAUUUUUAUUCUACAUCGAUAUCUGUCCAAAAUUCAAAAUAUUUCAAAUGGAAAAGCUUUGAUACAGAAAACAGCUGAAAUGUCCUUCGAUAUAUCAAGAAACAUACAAGAUAAAACUAGACCGCCGAUUACAAAUGGCAUACGGACACUGAAUGUCAUUCAGAAAAAAUAG
Didymodactylos carnosus is the source of this 1023-nucleotide messenger RNA. The record is from the annotation of a GenBank genome assembly. NCBI's taxonomy places the organism in Eukaryota, Metazoa, Rotifera, Eurotatoria, Philodinida, Philodinidae.